ACCAGAGCUUGUUUCUGUAAAUCGGGACUUUUCAUCUGAAACUUCAGACAUUCAAGCAGCAGACUGAGAUCUGUCCUUACAGCUGAAAGCGAAAAAUGAGCACCUCAACAGUUGGCAGAAAUGUCACCAGCCGGGAGUGAACUCUGACCCCCUGGAUACGUUGUACUGCGCCAAGGAACAACAGCAACAGUGAGGAAGUAGAAUUAUUGUUAAAUGCCACACUUGUUUUAACACUUGUUAAAACUCCUAAUAUGCAGGGCUGUGGAUAAUUUGAGGAUUAGUUGAAGUGAAAGCUUUAAAACGUAUCAGGAAGAUGACAGAGAACAUGUUCCAGGAGGGGCUGUACCAUGUGUUCUUUCAAGAGACUCCUUCAUCAGCUCGCUUGACUCAGGUUACUGAUCAGGGCGGGUUAAGCAAUGUUAGGAUACAUCGUUGGUUUGGGACGGUUGUCAACACCAGACUUUCAGUCACUGGGAUGCUUCAGAUCGUCAGUGCCUUAGCUUGUAUAUUAACCACAUUCAUCCACGCCUGUGUGAGUUAUAACUGCUCUGUCUCCAUGACAACACCAGUGUGGUCAAGCCUAUUCUUUUUGGCCGCCGGCUGUCUGGUGGUGGAGGUUCAGAGGAAAGCUAAUAAAUUAAAGAUCAUCACCCUGAUGGGCCUGAACCUUUUUAGUCUAUUGUUUGGAAUUUCUGCUGUCCUGGCCAAUAGCCUCAAAAAUACACAGCCCGUGGCAAUCAACACAAACCAGCAGCGUGUUGGAUCAUAUAUUGCGAAGGGGGGCUCAAUAGCAUUUACUGUACUGUGUAUUCUGGCAUCAGUAUACAUACUUUUCCUGUCGUGGAGGGGCCUGCGUCGCUACAGCGCUCCACACAUUCAGGCCUACAGCCGCAUCUCACAGGAUCCAGAUGAAGCCACUGGACCUCUACUCGAAGAAGUGGAACAUUCAAUGUCAUAAAAUCUCUUUGUUUGUGUUUUUAUAUAAGUAAACGUAGUAAAAACUACGAAGGUAAUAUAUAUAUAUAUAUAUAUAU
Betta splendens (Siamese fighting fish) is the source of this 1034-nucleotide messenger RNA. RefSeq lists its product as uncharacterized. The transcript is spliced from 8 exons. The record is from RefSeq and is a predicted model, not a curated record. Gene Ontology annotation, cellular component: membrane. The coding region runs from base 314 to 958 and encodes 214 amino acids. Lineage: Eukaryota; Metazoa; Chordata; Actinopteri; Anabantiformes; Osphronemidae.